This is a messenger RNA of Ictalurus punctatus (channel catfish), 1977 nucleotides long. It is a transcript of the gene cryaa, whose product is annotated as crystallin, alpha A. The transcript has 3 exons. Gene Ontology annotation, molecular function: protein folding chaperone; structural constituent of eye lens. Gene Ontology annotation, biological process: protein refolding; lens development in camera-type eye; response to heat. Bases 677 to 1198 code for a protein of 173 amino acids. Lineage: Eukaryota; Metazoa; Chordata; Actinopteri; Siluriformes; Ictaluridae. The record is from RefSeq and is a predicted model, not a curated record.
AGCCAGAGACUAUUCCAGACACAGUAGGCAUAAGACAGGAAUACACUAUGGAGGAGACACCAGUCCACCACAGGGCACCAAACACGUACUCACGUACACGUACGGUGAAUUUACUGUAUUCAGUCUAUCUACUGCCAUGCUUUUUCAAGGUGUGAGGAAACCAGAGGACCCUGGAGGAAACCCGAACAGACACAAAGAGCACAUGCAACACUCUGCACAGUAACUUGACACCAGGAUGCGGCUGUAGUCAACUCCAGGACUACUAUAGGAAGAGGUCCAAGGUGCUUCACUUGCCAAAACAUGACCUAUUCUAAUUUUUCCCAGCCAUUCAACUUCCAUCCCUCUACUCUAGUUUGUUUUGUAAGCUAGGGCCAGAUUGUGAUCACUGCCAUUCUGCUGACACUACCAAUCCCACCAUGAGCUCAUGCCAUUCCAGACAGAUCCGAUUGUAAGCCCCCUUUUUUGGCUCUUUCUGUAUAUAAAGGCAUGUUGUGGCCACAUUCGAGGGUAGUACACACCCUUAGACAACCCCUGUCUACUCUUGGAUCCUUGCACAGCCUCCUCUCAGCUCCCUCCACUGCACUUAUUCUCUUCAAGCACUCGCUUUUAAAGGGUGUCCAAAGCAAAGGCUCAAAAUUGGACCAAGAUUGACCAAGCAACAGGAAGCUGAGAAGUUAUGGAUAUUGCCAUCCAGUACCCGUGGUUCAGACGUGCCCUGAGCUACCCAUCUCGCCUCUUUGACCAGUUCUUUGGAGAAGGUCUGUUUGAUCAUGACCUCUUCCCCUUCACUUCCUCCACCAUCAGCCCUUACUACCGCCACUCCCUCUUCCGCAGUUUCCUGGACUCCUCCAACACUGGCAUCUCUGAGGUGAGGUCUGACAGGGACAGGUUCUUGGUUUACCUGGAUGUGAAGCACUUCUGCCCUGAGGAACUCAACGUAAAGGUGGUAGAUGACUAUGUGGAGAUUCAGGGCAAGCAUGGGGAGAGACAGGACGACCAUGGCUACAUCUCACGGGAGUUCCACCGCCGCUACCGUCUACCCUCAAAUGUUGAUCAGUCAGCCAUCACCUGUACGCUUUCAGGUGAUGGCCUGCUCACUCUCUGCGGCCCAAAAACAGGUGGCUCAGAAUACGGGCGUGGAGAUCGCACCAUUCCUGUCACCCACGAUGACAAACCCAAUCCUGCCCCUUCCUCUUAGAUAAGUGCAUGAUCGGGCAUGAGCGUGGCUCAGCAGGGGCUCUAAUUGUUGACAUUAUUAUAAUCUAGUAUAAUGGGGAGAAACAGAUUAAGAGGAAAGGAUGGCCACUGUUUGGAAAGUUCUUUCAAGUAUAGCCACUCCAGAACAAAACCAAAUUAAGGAAGUUGAUUUACUUUUCUUUGAAGAAGUCAAACAAGAAAAAAUGAAUUUGGUUUUACAAAAUUAAUUUCUGUUAAGUAGGGCUGUGAUUUGCAAGAUGGUUCUAUAUACAACCAUCCAGCCUCCUAACUGUUCCUCCUUACCUGUGUCUGUUUUUUUUUCUCUUUAGCUUGUAUGUCACCUGAUUUUUUUCUCUGCUCUCUCUCUCCUAACCUUGCUCUACUGAAACGCCCCUCACCUGAGGCAUGUACUAAGAAUAUUAUCUCAAUAAAGUUAUAUUAUUAACCAAAGCAAUAAAAAAUGCUGCCUGGUCUUUUUCUAAUUUUAAGAUGUAAAGUUUGGGUGAGCCUGUGCUCACUGUAGCCUCAGAUUCCUGUUCUUGGGUGACAGGGGUGAAACCCAAUGUGGUCUUCAACUGUUGUAGCCCAUCUAACUCAAAGGCUUAUUUGCUCACCAAAGUUCUAAAGAGUGGUUAGUUGAUUUACUGAAGCCUUCUGACAGCUGGAACCAAUCUGACCUCAUCUAGCUACCAGCUCAUCUGGCACAAACAACCAUACCACAGUCACGUUCACUGAGGUCAUAUUAGUUUUUUACCCAUUCUGAUGUUUAAUGUGACCAUU